Messenger RNA from Sinocyclocheilus anshuiensis, 2423 nucleotides. RefSeq names its product phytanoyl-CoA hydroxylase-interacting protein-like. Bases 1058 to 2206 code for a protein of 382 amino acids. The transcript has 6 exons. Lineage: Eukaryota; Metazoa; Chordata; Actinopteri; Cypriniformes; Cyprinidae. Gene Ontology annotation, molecular function: protein binding. The record is from RefSeq and is a predicted model, not a curated record. Gene Ontology annotation, cellular component: cytoplasm.
UAUUGUUUUGGUUCUUUUUUGACAUCAUUUGUUUUUAUUGUUUAAUCUGUGGUCUGAUUUGUCAGAACGUGUAAUAGUCAUCUCAAACAGAUGUCAGUCAUUUUAGGUGUAAAUAAGUAUUUUCUGAAAGAAUAGGGUUGGAAAUAUUAUCCAUAAAAUUCCACUGAUUUGUUUAGCAAAAUCUGUUUAAUCAGUAUUUACAUUUUACGUGUAGCACAGACAUCAGAUUUAAGCUGCAUUAGGUACUUUUCUAGUCAAAGUGGGGUGUUUGUUGAAAGUUUGAUGUUGGCAUGUACAGUAUAAUGGGAUAUGUUUCCUUCGUACGUGCAAACGUUAUGUAUCUGGCAGGUGUUUUUCAGGUUUGUGUGCAUAAGUAUGUAUGUUUGUACUUAUCCUUUACUCAUAGCUCAGUCAUAAAUUAAACUCAAGGGCUACUGUUGAUAAAUUUCUGAUUUUUCAAAUACUUGUUUUUGACCAGCAAUUACUUUUUUUAAUCAUUCUGUAAAGUUUUUUUGUUGUUCUUCUUUUUCAACCUGACCGUGUAUAUCAAUAGAAGCGUUCACAGUAAAUCAGUGUUACCUGGUCUUUAAUUUGUUUACAUUUAUGUUAGAUUUGUAGUAUAUUUACGGUACAGCCUAUACUAAGAAGAAUGUAUAAUGCAUUGAAAGAGCUUUUUGAAACCAUCUAUUGGUAAAUACAUAAGAAACCAUGCUAAUCUCCUUUUUUGUUUGUUAGUUUUUUUUUUAAUGGAAGGAAAAUAAUGACAGUUUCUGAAAUAUUGCACAGAAUGCUUGUGGUACUCUUGUAUUAUUGCUCAGUGAUAUUAUUAACUGCGUGAUUGUAGGUCCAAAGUGAAAAUCUCAUAAGAUUCAUGUGCAAAAUAUGGACUUUUCAGAGAUAAAAUUCCUCACCGCUGUGGAACCAGUGUAUAUGAGAGAGAGAGAAAGAAAGAAAGAAAGAGAGGAAUCAAAGCGACAGAGCACAAGACUCACCUUGUUUGGGUUUCAAAGCCGAAGCUGAAGAAUAUUUCCAAAGAUAUCCAAGCGCCUCUGCAGACAUGGAGGCGGCGAGUUUGGCACACGGGGUCGCGAGCUCGUCAAGCCCGCUAGAGGGCAUGAUCAAGAACGUGAGCCUGGAGUCGCUCCAGCUGUGCGAGAGAGACGGUAAGAAACCGCAGCAACACAGUAAGGCUGAGGAUCCUGGAGUGGUAGGAAUGGAGUUACCCGUUGCUCGCAACAUCAAGAUCAGUAACAUCACUUGCGACUCCUUUAAGAUCUGCUGGGAUAUGGACCCUCACACCACAGAGAAGAUCACACAUUACUUCAUUGACCUUAACAAGAAGGAGAACAAGAACUCCAACAAAUUCAAACACAAGGAUGUGCCUACGAAGCUUGUUGCUAAGGCAGUCCCGUUGCCCAUGACAGUGCGAGGCCAUUGGUUCCUGAGUCCACGGACAGAAUACACAGUUGCUGUGCAAAUAGCAUCCAAACAGACUGAUGGAGAUUACGCUGUAUCAGAAUGGAGUGACAUUGUUGAAUUUUGUACAGCAGAUUAUUCCUCGGUGCAUUUGACGCAGCUGUUGCAGAAGGCUGAAGUCAUUGCUGGCAGGAUGCUCAAGUUCUCCGUCUUUUACCGGAAUCAGCAUGAGGAAUACUUCCAACACUGCAGAGAUGUUCUUGGCGGUCGAAUGAUGCCCUCGGUAAAGGAUAACAGCGGUAGUCACGGUUCACCUCUCAGCGGUAAACUGGAGGGGAUCUUCUUCAGCUGCAACACUGAGUUUAACACAGGUCAGCCGCCCCAGGAUUCCCCAUACGGCCGCUUCCGCUUCCAGAUACCUGCAGAGGUUCUGUUCACCCCUGAUACGCGCCUCUACUUCGGGGACUUCUACUGCAUGUACACUGCCUAUCAUUAUGUUAUCCUCGUCCUGGCUCCGCGGGGCUCGCACGGAGACCUUUACUGCAGAGAUCACCUUCCGGAGCUGGAUGUGACGAACAACCGCUUUCUGACACGUGUCUGUGGGGAGGAUGGGCAGGUGGUGUUUCAGCAUGCGCAGGAUGUGAUUCUGGAGCUGAUUUAUACUGAGCCGGUGCCGCUGGCACAGGGGACUGUCUCUCAGAUCAGCGGCCACCAGUUGAUGAGCUUGUCAACUGUGAAUGCUAAGAAAGACCCCAGCUGCAAGACCUGCAACAUCAGCGUUGGGCGCUAACUUGGGCGAACAUUCACACACAGACCCAGCUGUGCAUAUAACAAGAAGACCUCCUGAACAACCUUUGAAUGCUACGUUACAAAACAAGAUACAGAUGAACUCCAAGACAAAUGGCCCCAGAAUCCUUCAGAUAUACUCAAACCCCUUUGGGGGGCCUCACAGACCCCCAGCUAAUGCUAGAAAAUUAUAUCUUUGCUCAAUGAACUGAGAAGUGUUA